This is a messenger RNA of Ostertagia ostertagi, 306 nucleotides long. The record is from the annotation of a GenBank genome assembly. NCBI's taxonomy places the organism in Eukaryota, Metazoa, Nematoda, Chromadorea, Rhabditida, Trichostrongylidae.
AUGCGAACACUGAACAUGGUUCGACUUUCGUUCAGCGACGACAGUGAGACACCGGUGAAUUCAACUCCCAUUGUCAAAACAAACUCUACAACGGAGACGUCAGAUGGCGAUGACUGCUUCAAAGCACUUCCUAUUACUCCAACGACAGACGAUACCGAGUACGAUACGAUUGGUACACCGCGGCUCACACAUAAUCCAUGUCAAGCAGGAACGUGCUCCGGGGGAUGCUUGGCCGCCUCCAUAAUCACCUCGUUGUCCAGCACCAAGUCGAAUACGUUGGCGUACGUAGUUCUACAAAUUUCUUAG